Siniperca chuatsi (mandarin fish) is the source of this 2942-nucleotide messenger RNA. RefSeq names its product phospholipase B domain containing 1b (gene plbd1b). The record is from RefSeq and is a predicted model, not a curated record. Gene Ontology annotation, biological process: phospholipid catabolic process. The transcript has 11 exons. The coding region runs from base 479 to 2092 and encodes 537 amino acids. Lineage: Eukaryota; Metazoa; Chordata; Actinopteri; Centrarchiformes; Sinipercidae. Gene Ontology annotation, molecular function: glycerophospholipase activity. Gene Ontology annotation, cellular component: extracellular region.
UCACUCGGCUUUUCCAAGCAUUAUUUUCCUUGAACAUAUUGUGUAUUCAGAGACAUUUAAAGAAAUGUUGUUUCAGAAACUUAGCUUGUCAAAAUCGAAGUUUUAAGCAAUAAAAAUGGAAAACCAAGUUACUAUGAAUAAGAAGAUUGAUUAUAUAGAACCGUGACGGCAUUACUCUUUUGUACAGCCCCAGUGGCCUAAUGGAUAAGGCACUGGCCUCCUAAGCCAGGGAUUGUGGGUUCGAGUCCCAUCUGGGGUGGUUGCCUUUUCAAAUUCUCUGUGACGAAAAACUUACAACUAUGAGGAUCAUUAUAGAGACGAACAAAGUUUCAAUCACAGCAACCGAAAAACAGCGCUCCACCGACCUCUUGAGAAAUCACACACUUCACCGUCGCUCUCAAUAGAAGUAAUCAAAAUAAGAACGAUUAGUGAUUGAAAUACAUGAAAGGCAGAGAUUCGCAGGAAAAUAUCAGCUGACAUGGAGAAGCAGUGCAUCAAACUGUGCGUACUGCUGAGCACUUUGGCUGCAUCAACUUACCACCUCCAAGAGGCCACUGUGUACUGGGAUGCUGCCCAGAAAAGUGUCAUCCUGAAGGAGGGGGUGAUGGAGACAGAGGGGGGAGCCUACGGUUACUUCAAUGACACUCUGCUCCUCUCUGGAUGGGGCGUCUUGGAGAUCAGCGCAGGUCAUGGAGGAAUCACGCAGGAAGACGAGACCACCUUCUUCCUGGCUGGGUACCUGGAAGGUCAUCUCACUGCUGGACAGAUGUUCAACCAUUACGCCAACAUGUACCCUCAACUCAUAAAGGAUGAGAGGGUUUUGAAUCCCCUGAAAAGAUUUUUAAGCAAACAGGACCAGUGGGCCAGAGAGCAGGUGAAACUAAGGAGAUACAGCGACCCCUUGUGGAAGCAUCUGGGACUGAUCCUGGCCCAGCUGGACGGACUCCACGCCGGAGCUGCACAGUGGGCCAAAAGCAAACACAGAGAGCCUCUAUCAGCGUUUGCCUUCCAGUUUCUGAAUGGUGUUGGCGACCUCCUGGACCUCGUCCCAGCUCUGACACCUCGCUCCAACUCCUCCACAGGGGCCGGCGCUUUCAGGAUGCCAGGAAUGGGCCACUGCACGGCUCUCAUCAAGGUGCUACCAGGCUUUGAGAACCUGCUGUUUGGCCACUCAAGCUGGUAUACGUAUGCAGCCACCAUGCGUAUCUAUAAACACUGGGACUUCAGGGUGUCUGACACACACACCGCCACUGGAAAGAUGUCGUUCAGCAGCUACCCUGGCUUCCUGAUGUCUCUGGAUGACUUCUACCUUCUUGGAAGCGGCCUGCUGAUGACUCAGACCUCCAUCAGCGUCUUCAACGUCUCUCUGUUCUCUCAGCUCAGCCCUCACAGCCUGCUGGCCUGGCAGAGAGUCCGCCUGGCCAACAGCCUGGCACACAGCGGGGAGGAGUGGGCGCACAUCUUCUCCAAAUACAACUCAGGUACAUAUAACAGCCAGUACAUGCUGGUGGACCUGAGCAGGGUUUCUCUGGGUCACAGUAUCAGGAAUGGAGCUCUGAUUGUGGUGGAGCAGAUUCCCGGGAAAGUGAUGCACUCUGAUCAGACUCAAGCUUUACGCAGAGGUUAUUGGCCAUCUUACAACAUACCAUUUCAUAUUGAAAUCUACAACCUGAGUGGGUACAGUGUGAUGUGGAAGAGAUACGGAGAAGACUUCUCUUACGACCUCUGUCCCCGGGCCAAAAUCCUCCGCAGGGACCAGGCUAAGGUGUCUGACCUCAGCUCCCUCAAACACAUCAUGAGAUACAACAACUACAAGAGAGACCCCUACUCCAAAGGCCAUCCAUGUAAAACCAUCUGUUGCCGUAACGACCUGAGACCAAGGAGACCACGUCCAGGAGGUUGCUAUGACACUAAGGUGACGGACUACCAGAUGGCUGUCCAGCUGGUCGCGGAGGCAGUGAACGGCCCCACGACGCAGGGGGGCCUGCAUCCGUUCUCAUGGCAAUCCUUCAACCUCUCGACUCAUCAGGGUCUCCCACAGACCUACAACUUUCCCUUCGUCACCAUGAUGCCCACACUGCGUCGGCCCUGAGAGCACAGAGACAGAAGAUACCACUCAUCCACUUAGAACAGGUCAUGCUUUCCUAUUCAAAUCAGUAAUCCGAAAAGGUUUUGUCACAACCCUGAACAUCCUGUUGGUGCACCUGUGAUUACUGGGCACAAUGUAAUAGCUUAGCAAAAUAUGAUAAAAAUGUCCCUCUAAUUUGGUCAAAAAUGCGGAUGGAAAUAUAAGCAAAGUUUAAAUUCUCAGAGACAGUGCAUUAUCACAAAUGAGUCAUUAAAGGGUUAAAUACAGACAUGGGACAGUCUGAUUGACUUAAUUUCCCAUUGUCAAAUGUGCAGUCCAUUUCAAUUUAGUGUUACAGUCAUUUAUUUUAUAUUGAAAUAAUGCCAGUCUGAGGCAGAAGGACACUGGCUUGAUUGUUUGUUAUUAAACUAUUUACUAAUCCAUUAGUACAUCAUCUUAAAAUGCAUUUUGAAAUCAAUUUGCUUGUUUCUACUGAACUAUAGCCAUUAGACACAGUGAGCUGAGUCUAAUGGCUAUUCCUGUUCCAGUUGAAAUCACUACUGCUCUUUUUUCCCAGUAUCCAUCCAAGAGUGGCAGCAUCAUGACAGUGUACUCUGAAUUAACAUGUGGAUAAUUGACUUGUGUUUUCACAGACUGUUUAAAUAUUUGUUCCACAAAGUUUGGGAUUUUAGCCAUCAGCGGAAUGCGUUAUUUAUAUAUAUAUAAUUUUUGAAAUAAAUACUAAUUUAUUUGUUUGUUGUUUUCGAUUAUAGUUCUAUGCAAUAUUUACUCAGGUUCACACAGUGUGGAACGAAAUUAUCUGACUGACUUUAUAUAAAUAUUAACGAUAAUAAAGUAUUUAUAUAUUGUGAAA